AUGGCCAGUCGCCAGCAAACACCCGUCCUCAGGGUCGGUAUUAUCGGGUGCGGGGAGAUCACCCAGGUCGCCCACAUCCCGAACAUCAACUUCCUCUCCGAAUACUUCCAGACAACAUACCUCUGCGACAUCUCCCAGCAAUCUCUCCAGCACUGCGCCAGAAAGGUCCAGGGCGGGACGCCCAAGACAACAAGAGAUGCCGCCGAGCUCUGCUCAUCACCCGAUGUGGACGUCGUUGUCAUCGCCAAUGCCGACGCAUACCACGUCGAGCACGGCCUCCUUGCCCUCAAGAACGAUAAGUACGUCCUGAUUGAGAAGCCGGUCUCAGUUUGCUUCCGAGACCUCGACCUUCUCAUCGAGGCGGAAAAGAAGUCCAAGGGCAAGGUCAUGGUCGGCACGAUGCGCCGGUUCGCGACCGCGUUCACAGAUGCCGUGAAGGAAGUUGGCGGGAUGGAGAAGAUUCAGUAUGCGAGGGUCAGAGACAUCAUCGGCCCCAACUCGACAUUUGUCGAUCAGUCCGGUACAUUCCCUCAAAAGUUCAGCGACUUUAGCGAUGAGGACAACGCGGACCGUCUGAAGCGCGAGACGGACAUUACCGAGCAGGCAUUGGCGAAUGAGUUCGGCGUCCCGGCUACUCCUGCUUCAAAGCUCAUGCUGAGACUGCUUGGAGGACUCGGAACUCAUGACCUCUCUGCUAUGAGAGAAAUCAUUGGCAUGCCCCAGAGUGUUUCUGGCGCUUGCCUCACCUUCCCAGGAAUCUGGAGCGUUCUCUUCAAAUACGACGACUUCCCCGUGACCUACGAGUCCGGCUUCAACAAUGUUCCCCAGUUCGAUGCUCACAUCGAGGUGUACUCCCCCAACAAGAUUGUGCGCGUCAACUAUGAUACCCCUUACGUGAAGGGCCUCCCGGUCACGAUGACGAUUCGCGAGGUGGUCGGUGACGGCGGAUUCCAGGAGCGAACGAUCCGGAAGACGUAUCAAGACCCGUACACGACGGAGUUCCUGGACCUGUACGACUGUGUUGUCAACGGCAAGCAGCCCAAGACUAGCGCAGCAGAUGCGAGGAACGAUAUCGAGCUAUUCAAGAUGAUACUCCAAGCUGACUCUGGGAGAUAUCAGAGCGAGAAGUAG
Messenger RNA from Colletotrichum karsti, 1131 nucleotides. Its product is annotated as oxidoreductase. Gene Ontology annotation, biological process: NADPH regeneration. The transcript has 2 exons. Gene Ontology annotation, cellular component: cytoplasm. NCBI's taxonomy places the organism in Eukaryota, Fungi, Ascomycota, Sordariomycetes, Glomerellales, Glomerellaceae. The coding region runs from base 1 to 1131 and encodes 376 amino acids. The record is from RefSeq and is a predicted model, not a curated record. Gene Ontology annotation, molecular function: oxidoreductase activity; nucleotide binding.